Molecule: messenger RNA, 7076 nt
Organism: Lates calcarifer (barramundi perch)
Lineage: Eukaryota; Metazoa; Chordata; Actinopteri; Centropomidae
Product: leucine-rich repeat-containing protein 52
Exons: 2
Coding region: 406-1383 (325 amino acids)
Cellular component (GO): voltage-gated potassium channel complex
Molecular function (GO): voltage-gated potassium channel activity; transmembrane transporter binding; potassium channel activator activity
Source: RefSeq, a predicted model, not a curated record
CCCCAAUUGGAUUCAGUUUCGGAAAAGCGAGACAUGGCAAACAUGUAGUGGAGCAACUGGCCGUGACCAUCGCGUGCAGCGCAGCACGAGAGCACGUCGGGAGCUUCUUCGGCGCGUGAACAGCUGUGUUCUGAUGGAGGAAACUCGAUAAAUCGAUGACAUUUUUUGAAACAGCAUGAAAGCAUCUGGAUGUCAAGAUCCAGACGGUGGAUGCGCGCUGGAUCCAGAACCAACGGACAGGAUGAACUGAGACAUUACGCGCGAUAGGUUGCCACGGGCGAGCGUUAGGUUUGACCUCUGUGGAAAUCAUUUCUGAGAGAGACUAUUUGGUGCGAAUGUAUCAAUGAAGAAUGUGACUGCGCCUGACUCUCUCCAAACGGGGUGGAUGAAGCCCUCGGCGGUGUCAUGCGUCUUGCCCCGCAGCCAAGCGCGCAACCCUUGCGGCUCAUAGUUCUGCUCCUCCUCACCACGGGGGUGAUCGCAUCCCCGGUGCUCUCCUCCGGCUGCCCGGACAGGUGCGUGUGUGAUGACCAGCUGGUGGUUCAGUGCGCUGGGCAGCAUCUGACUACCUUCCCGGUCAACUUGCCGCUGGCCACGCGGCAGCUCAUCAUCUCCAACAACCGCAUCGUGGAGCUGCCGCCGCUCGCGCUCAACUACCUCUCCGAUCUGGUGUACCUGGACUGCAGCAACAACUCCCUGACGGAGAUUUCAGAGUCCACGUUUGGGAAUCUACGCAAGCUGGCCUACCUGGACCUCUCCUUCAACACCUUGACCCGCAUCGAAGACAGGACCUUCGGCCCUUUGGCAAGUCUGGUGAUGCUGAGGAUGACGGACAACCCGGGGCUCUCGGAGAUCCAUCCAGACGCCUUUGCGGAAAACGCUGCCCUUCAGGUUCUGGAUGUGAGCCGGAACAACCUGACGGCCCUAAACAUCACCUCCCUGAUCGCGCUGCCUGCCCUGCGCUCCGUGGGGCUCAGCGGGAACCCGUGGAGCUGCGAGUGCGACAACGAGGACCUGUGCCUGUGGGUCCACCUGGAGGGCUUCAAGUUCCAAGAUGAGGGCCAGACAGUGUGUGGCUCACCUGCUGACAUGCAGGGCCGUCGCCUGGGUGAGGUGGGCAUCCAGCUACGGACGUUAUGUCACCAGACUCUGGGCUCCUGGGACUACCUUUUCUUUGUCGUCAUCGGCUUCGUCAUCUUUGCCGCCGGCACCGUGUCGGCCUGGGUGAUGGGCGUCAUCAUGGUGCUCUACGAGCGCUACAUCAAGAAGAAAGACGAACAGCUGGAUGUGGACGAGGAGGAGGAAGCCGGUGAGACGGGUCGUACCUCACGGGCCAGGAGUGACCAUGGCAAUGGGAAUUUAAAAAGCACACAUAAUGUUUAAAAGAUUAAUCCUUACCCUGCCCGCUAUGGAUUCCCACAGUGCCUCCUGUCAACUUCCAGGACUGUCUGUGAAGUCUAAUGAAACUGCAGUCAAACGGAGUCUGUUACCAGGUUCAAGUCUGACAGAGAAAAGAGAGGAUUCAUCAGAUAAGGAGAAUGUCACUCCACUUAUGUGCAGUAGGCUUUCAGGUGAUGUAACACACACUCUGGCUGCCAUAGUGGAGGUCUGUCCAAUGUCUGACUGGGAAAUGGUUAUCUCUGCUGAAAAAGCAACCUAUAGCAGUAAAGGUUUUUAUUUUGGAAGCAGCUAGCUCGCCAUGCUCUGAAAUAACAUACUGGAUUAGCAAAGGCUAUUGAACAUAUGAUCAUUUUGGUUUAUAUACCAGUAUCAAUGGUCUCAUUUCCUUUUUUAAAGGAAUAUUUUGACAUUUGAGGAAGAGAUAGUAGAAUGAGAAGAUCGAUACCACUCUGAUUGGGCACUAAAUAUAAACCAACAGCCUUAGCUUAGCUUAGUGUAAGAUCUGGAAACAGGGAGAAACAGCAAGCACGGCUCUCUCUAAAGGUAACAAAAUUUUACACUAAACUAAGCUAAGCCCUAUGGGCUGCUAGUUGUAGUUUUAUAUUUAACUGACAACUACAAGAAUGGUAUCAAUCUCCUCAUCUAACUCUUGGCAAGAGAGCGAAUACAAGUAUCUCCCAAAAUGUCAAUAUUUUGUUUAUCCAUCAUCUGGGUCCAAAGACCAGCAUAGGAACAGCAGUGCUCAUCAAAGUCCAGCUCAGACCAUCAACCCACAUGCUGUAAGAUGAUGUAAACCGUUUGGUUUUAAAAGGAUUUUGCCAGUUGGAAAAAAUAUCUAGUUGACUUCAUGUUCACAUUGUGAAUUAUGUUUGGUUGUUUAUACACCUAAACUGACCAUUAGCUACGAUAUCCAUUAGAAAACAUUGUUGUUUUCCUAAAAUUAGAGGAUAAGAUUGAAGUCAACAGUUUCAGCCUCAGUUCUCAAUAAAACAAAAUAACUGGGGCUUGUGAUAUUAUAAAAUUUUGUAAAAUAGUCUUUUAUAUAUAAUAUUUCAAAUUGGACAGGCUCACUUAUGACUGAUUAAUCUGACAAUUUAUGUCUAGAUCCCACUGAUAUAGCAUUGUUUGCACAAAAAAAUCACCAGUGGACCUCUAUGAUGGUGAUGAGCAUAGUAGGAGAAUUGCAAUGCCACUUCACAUCUUUGUAAAACUGAAAGUGGUAUGGUCAUUCUACUCAUUAGUAUGAAAGGAGAGAAUUAAAUGAAUUUAUAUGACCACAAUUACGCCUGUGUAAGUUAGUAACAGUGUGCACAUACAUGCAUGACGUAGCUGUGUGUGUGAGUGAGCUUUUACUGACAUGAAUGUGUCAAUCUGUGCUCUAGCAGUGGGUUUUUUAGAUAGUUCACGUCACCUCCCCUCAAUUAUGAUCCCAAAAACUGCAGUCAAGGCAUUUGUGUUGGGGAUCUACAGUAUUUGUGAAGUUGGGAGAGCCAACAUGUGCCAUCUGCUGAGGUCUGUUUUGGCAGCAGGCCCUGCUGGAUGGCAAGUAAACAGGAGAGUGUGAUAAUUGAUUUAGGCUUCGUUGUCUCUCUGUGUUGGGUAACUGAUUGGUGUGUAGUGUCCUCUCUGUUUCUGCAUGCACUGUUGAACCAAAAAGCCUUAUGAGGUAUGUAUAAGCUGUGAGACCGACCCGUUCAUUUAAAUAAAGACAGAAAUGGAAAUUACUGUAGAAUACAAGAGAUCAUAAAUAUAUCAACGCUGUCAUUGAGAAAAAUUAAACUACCUUGAUUUAUUUAUUAUUUUACAGUUAAAUCACAAUUAAAUUAAUUCUUGAUGUAUUUAGCCAGUGAUAACAAUUCUACAGCAAUAAGACAGCUACUGAUGUCAGAAUUCAUUUCAGUCCACAAUGGUAAAUAUCACUUUACUGUGAUAUCAGCGCCUUGUUGAUUUGUUUUGCCUCUAGUUUGCAAUGUAACAGAUUUAGUGCAGAAUCAUGGCUUACAUAUUUUUGCUUAUAGUUAUCUGGCUGUACCACUCCACUGACCGUGACAUUGACUGUUAUGAGCUUUAGAAUGAGCUGGAAGGAAUAAAACUCUUGUUGGACAAAGGAAAUCAAUAGGUGGCUAUCACAAUGCCAUCCUGUAUGUGUGUGUCUGUGUGUGUGUAUCUGUACAGCUGGUUGUGUAUCAGAAUUAUUUACUUGAUUUGAGAACAAAAUUGAACCUGUGAGGGACCUGAGAUGGAGAACAAAACGUUUUUGUUUUUCCUCAUAUUUUACUUUAAACAGUUUUUACUUGACUGUUUGAAAUUGAAAAGUUUGGAUAAGCCACCAAGUAACUGUAAUAACAGUGAUAUUUUUGAAAUCUGUGUUAGCAAGGUAACAUAGACCUUUAUCACAGAAGGCAUUUUGACAUGUGGCAGUAAGAAAAGCACAGGUGUAAAUUAUAAAGUUAACUGUGUCGGAAUCCAUUUAGCUGCUUCAGUUUCAGUAGUCUGGUGUUGUGUAUGCUGGCUCACUGUCAUGGCGUACUGUGACAUUUGAACAGAGUCGUCACUAAUGCUAUUUGUAACAGCUGAGCUUUUCCAACUGUGACAAGUCAAAAUGACCAUUGUUAAAAACACAAUACUAUGAUGGUAUUAUGUGACUUUUAUCCAUUAAACUGUUGUGCACACCAGGUUGUGAGAGGUGAGGCUGUAGUUGUACUGUUAUUAGCAUGUAGUACUGGUUAGGUGAUACUUAUGAUGAAAAGGUGUGAAGAUUCCACACAAUCUGUUAUCCUUCUGUAAUGUGAUCCACAAUAGUACUGAGAAACCUCUCCUCACACAUUUACUGGCACUCACUUGUGCUUAUAAUUGAGAUUUGUGCAAAAUGAAUUAUAUACACAAAGGUACUGGUUCAAUUAAUGAACCAGUGGUAUAAUAAUAAAAAGAGACCUUUUUAAUGGCAAGCAUUUUGACUGUAAUAAUAUGAAAACCUUAUGUGUAAUCAAUGUCAAGAUGUUAUUAAUUACACUUGUGCUUUUCCUGCUAUGACAACUCAAAAUAUUUUGUUGCAAAAACAUGGUGUAAGAAAACAAAGACCACUGACAUAAGAUGCUCAGGAAUGAAUCCUGUGCGUGUGUUUGUUUAUGUGCGCGCACACGCGUAUGUUUGCUUGCACUCUGUCGUCAUAUAGGAGAGUGAUCUUGAUUCAUAGCAGUAAGCAUUACUAUGCAUGUACCAAUAUACUGAUCUAAACAUACUUACUGGCAUGGCAUACGAAGCUGGGUGCCAAAAGUGUCAGUCCAAGAUAGCGACCCAUGUACUGUAACUGUAAGUAUCUUGAGAUGCUGAGUGUGCUGGUUGCUCUCAUGACUUUGGGUGUAUUAUUUGCAUGGGUUUCUACAGUGUACAAAAUUCAGUGCAUAAUAUGCAUGUCUGUUGAGGUCUGUGUACUGAACUCUCAUCUAUUUCUACAUACAAUGCAUUCAUAAACCAGAUCUCAACUGUGAGGGUGAAUUACAUUCUGCUAAGCACACUGAUUAGGCCAUGUGAUGCCACAGGCAAGGGUGAGGGUACAGCCUGCAAAUAGGAUACUAGCUGGCUGCUCUAAUUCAUGCCAGCACAGUGACACAGAUGGAAUGACAAGGAAUACCCACAUGUCUCUCUUUUAAAAUAAACAUGUAUAUAUAGUUGCUGUUCCUCUGCACUUCACACAUGGCGAGCACCUGACUCUGAAAACUCUAUACUGGCAGAUUUUGCUCCAUGGAGGUUCUAUAUAACAGCUGAAUGUGCUGUUAACAGCAUAUAAUGUACGAAGUGGAUAAGCUGAAUUUCAAUAUUCUGCACUUUUUACACCCCCACACUGCAAAAUCACCCCGUAUUGAGGCACAUGUAUGCAUGUGCUCAGACACACAGAAACAAAAGCAUCAGUUCUGCCCCCAUAGCCAACUCCAACACAAAUCACCUCUUAGUACAAUGUACUAUGUAAAAGCUUAGAAGAAGUGCUCUAUGCUCACAAAUGGGUACAUUACAGACACUAACCAGAACAGCAUCUUCCCACAUGAUUAAAAGAACAAAAUCCAAAAUGUAAAAUAGUUAAACGUUUGAAGAUGAGAAAAUUGAUACCACUCUCAUAUGUGUAUGGUAAAUAUGAAGCCACAGCUAGCAGCUGUGCUCAGCUUAGCAUUAAGACUGCAAAUGUGGGGGUAAUGGCUAACCUGACUCUGUCCAAAGGUUAAAAAAAAUCCACCUACCAGCACUUCUAAAGCUCAGUAAUUAACACACUUGUCUUAUUCAUUUAAUCUGUAACAACAAAAGCUAAGCUAAGCUAACAGGCUGCUGGCUGUAGCCUCAUAUUUAGCAUACACAUAUUGAGAAAGGUGUCAAUCUUCUCAUCUAAUGCUCAGCAAGACAGUGAAUAAUUGUAUUCCCCAAAACGUUGAACUGCUGCUUUAAGUUGACAUAUAGUGGAACUAAUGGGGAUAUUAUUGUGCUUGAGAAUGGAUGUUUGUUUGCUUCUCUGUAUUCCAUCAUUCAGCAGCCAAACUGAGGUAGUGGUCAGGAUGUGCUUCAGGACAGAGAUGCACUCAGCUGGCUAUGGUCACAUCAAUAGCACAGCUGUGACUGAAAGCCCUGUUCAGUGAAUAGACGAGAAAAUUCACACAGCUAUUGCAUACAGAGGCUCCUGCAGCUCCUUUUUCCUGCCUGCGGUUGUUUAACUCAUAUUUUCGCACCAUUAUGUGCAUCUACUGAGCUGAAGGCAAACUGGCCGCUGUAAAACGCCCGCAGAUGGGAGAUGUGACAUUAAGUAAGAGCGGCUCUAACCGACCGUAAUAGCCCUCUGACACAUCUACUUACAAACACACUCACUCACAAACACACACACACACAUGCAAACAAAAUAGGAAGAAAAUCCUUUAGACAGAGCAGUGCAAUGAUUUGCACCAAAGUUAGAAAUGAGAAAUAUAUUUCCACUGACUGGUGCUUGGAAAGUGGGUGCCUGUUUCAGUUAUUUCAUGAAAAUUUCAUCAUUAAUCACUGCCACAUAUGGAUGAUAGCACUAAAUUACUGUCACCCGAAUCAAAAUCCACCCAUACUGCUGCGCUAAGCUGGAGCGUAACAUGAUCUGGAGCUGGAACAUAAAUGAACUGCUGCAACUUAUAUUAAGUUAAAUAAAUUUCUUAUGCUUACAAUUGUAAACAUACAACCAGUGUGUACAGCGAGUGCUCCUGUUUUGUACUCUCAUUUGUUUUAAUGGUUUGUCUCUUCAUAUUUUGACCACAGUGAAGCGCAGAAAGAGGGAAAGAAAUAAGCAAAAUGCCUGGUUUUCGUUUCAGGCCAAAAAUGACUUUUCCAGAGUUUUCUCCAGUUUCUUUUCCUGCACUUUUUCCAUCAUUAUCACAUUGUAUUAUCAUCAGAAAUUAUUUGUCAGCUGGGAUUUAUUUUAAAUGAAUGAAAUUAUUGUGUUCGAUCUUAUGUUACAUAUUGUACAUUUUCUAGUGGACUUGAUAUUGAUGAGCUCUGUUUAGCUUUCUCCUCUGGGAAAGUGGCUAUUGAUUGAUGAUGAAGAGUGAGUCCCUGCCUCCACUUGGCAGACGAGAGGAUGGUCCUACUGCUGUUACAUAUCUGCUCACAGGCUCAGGGGCCUGCCAACUCUGUAUCCUUCCCCAGCAAUAAAAGGUCAUUUGAGAGGA